This is a messenger RNA of Eremomyces bilateralis CBS 781.70, 1047 nucleotides long. RefSeq lists its product as uncharacterized. The record is from RefSeq and is a predicted model, not a curated record. The coding region runs from base 1 to 1047 and encodes 348 amino acids. NCBI's taxonomy places the organism in Eukaryota, Fungi, Ascomycota, Dothideomycetes, Eremomycetales, Eremomycetaceae. The transcript has 4 exons.
AUGACUGAUUCCAGCAACUCAAGCGGCUAUGAGAAGGCGUUUAAGGAACCCAUUGUAGAAUUGCGAUGGUGUGAGUGCUGCGUCCGCCACGUCGCCGUCACUGCCUGGGCCUUCCACCUAAACACUCGCCUGCACGUAGAGAACGCAGCUAGGCGACCUUCUGCUCUGUCACUGGCACAGAACAUUUCAGGGCUGUCGAUCCGGAUGGACGGGCCAUCCGCAGCAGUGCCUGCACCAGUGCCGCCAGUGCCUGCACCAGCGCCAGCACCGACGCCAGUCCCAGCGUCGGCGUCUGCAGCCGCUCCUAGGACGGCCCUACCAAUCGUGGCAACGCCCAAUCCAACCACUGGACAAGAAAAAGCUACCAAAGCUGCUGGUUGGGGCGGGUACACCCACUCCGUCCUCCCGAAGACCAACGCCCAUGUAGCACCUGCUAGACGAGCCGCCUAUUUCGAGAACAAACCCAUCGACGCCACUAGGCAGGAACAUGUCGGCUAUGGUGCCGCACCGCCAUGGUCUGUUCGCCGCUUCGAAGGCAGUCAGCGUCGUGGCCGUGGCCGUGGCCGUGGCCGUGGCCGUGGCGAUACGCGCUACGUCGGAUACGCUGGAGCCAUUACAGAGCCACGCGGCCAUAUGCGAGAAGACUGCCCGAACCUGCCAAGUCGGGCACGCCGAGGAGGGUCUUGCUAUGGACAAUCCUCGGCUAUGGCUAGCACUCGUCAGUCAAUGCCUCACGACAAAGACGCCCGACCAGGAGGCCUCGACUCCUUCCAGAACCUCCCUGAACCUGUGAGCCCAUCAUCGAGUACCUGGAGGCUGACUCCGGCCCCGGGACUCCUUCCCAAGCCACUCCGGGUCGAGCCGAUCAGCUAUCCAGGCUCACGGACCACUGCCGAGGCGAUCACGACUGCCGUACCCAAGCCGCAGCAAGCUCACAGCCGAUUUGAGGAGGACCUCAUCGACUUCGGCGAUGAGGACACUCCGGACACCGGUGUUGCUGCUUUGAGUGCCGGGGGUCAACACGGUGAUGGGGGGUGGGUGGAGUAA